CAUGGGACAUGUCCAAUAAACAUGGUAUUAACAUGGGAAAUGUUCAAAACACUUGGUAUUACUAUGGCCUCACAUGGUGACGGAGUACAUGGGCAUCAGGAACGAGAGCUUUAUGAAGAUGGCUGCUGUAGGAACAUGGAUGGGUGAUUUUGUGACAGCGUGGAUGGUAACAGACAUGAUGCUGCAGGACACUCAUUACCCGGACUGGGGCCGGAGCGCCAGACAGCUGUGGAGACACAACCGCAUCGUGCUGUUCCGGACGGUGUUGAUCUCUCUGACCUCUGUGGUGGUUCUGGUCAUCAGUACGGACUGGAUCAGGUGGGAUAACCUGAACCGCGGCUUCCUGCCGAGCGACGAGCUCUCCAGAGCGUUCCUGGCCUCCUUCAUCCUGGUCUUUGACCUCCUCAUCAUCAUGCAGGACUGGGAGUUUCCUCACUUCAUGGGCGAUCUGGACAUGAACCUCCCGGGCCUUUCCACCACGCAGCUGAAGAUCAAACUGCCCGUGUGCAAGCGCAUCUUUAAAGACGAGUAUCACAUUCACAUCACGGGGAAAUGGUUUAAUUAUGGAAUCAUCUUCAUGGUCCUCAUCCUGGACCUCAACAUGUGGAAGAACCAGAUCUUCUACAAGCCCUAUGAAUACGGUCAAUACGUAGGUCCAGGAGAGAAGAUCUACACCGUGGAGGAUCCGGAGACGCUGCGCAACUUCAACCGCAGCACGCUGACCUGGGAGUGGCGCUCCACCAACACUGACCCCCUCACCAACCGGACGUACGUCCAGAGAGACAUGUUCCUUCACAGCCGCUACGUGGGCGCUAGUCUGGACGUCAAAUGCUUGGCGUUCAUCCCAAGUCUGGCGGCCUUUGUGCUCAUCGGGUUCUUCAUCUGGCUGUUCGGACGCUUCCAAGACAGUGAGACGUUCCCUGAGAACCAAGACAAGAGCUACGAGCGCAUCAACCGGAAGUCUGCGUCUGAUCUGGGAGUCACGCCGGAGGAAGUGCACAUCACCAUGAGCGAGGCCUUGAAGAGGAACGGGACGCCCAUGCUGCUCCUGGUGGACACUCAUCAUUUCGGGUCAUCAAACAGCUCCAUGUCACCGUGUACGAACGAGACCCAGGAGACCCAACCCAGUGUAGCCUUCGACAGCGGCGCCCAUGAGGACACAGCUGAUGUCAAAAAGCUGACCCCGUGACCGUAGCCAAAGGUCAAACUCACUUCCAAAGUUGCUCUGCGUUUGAAGUCCUCGGAAAACCAUCACAGACUCUCCCUUGAAAUUUCUAUUUUUAUAUCAAGCAAUCUUGCACUGCGCACCAACUUUCUGAACUUCUUCCAUGUUCCUCAAGGACAUUGGCCUAAGGUGCUAGGUGUUUGAUUAUUCAAUGUCUUUUUUUAUGUAGAUACUCUUGUGCCUACAUGGAUGAAAUGCUGUCCUCACAGUGAACGCAUAGCAUGAUGGUUGUGAAGAUACUCGUAAUGAACACCUAAAGCUGUGCCUUUAUUAAAAAAAAAUAAAA
Molecule: messenger RNA, 1511 nt
Organism: Sinocyclocheilus rhinocerous
Lineage: Eukaryota; Metazoa; Chordata; Actinopteri; Cypriniformes; Cyprinidae
Product: transmembrane protein 117-like
Exons: 6
Coding region: 74-1189 (371 amino acids)
Biological process (GO): intrinsic apoptotic signaling pathway in response to endoplasmic reticulum stress
Source: RefSeq, a predicted model, not a curated record